UGCAUUUUUUUUUUACACGUGCUUCCUGUACAGUCUAUCUUGGUUUCUAGUUUGUAUUAGCUGAAUCUUUAUUAGGGAAAUGGUUCGUAAAUUGAAAUAUCAUGAGCAGAAGCUUUUGAAGAAAGUCGAUUUCAUUAACUGGGAAGUAGACAACAACCUACAUGAGGUGAAAGUAUUGCGAAAGUAUCAUAUCGAGAAGAGAGAAGAUUACACAAAGUACAACAAGUUGAGUCGUAAUAUCAGAGAGCUUGCCCAGAAGAUCCGUGAUCUAGAUGAGAAGGAUGGGUUCAGAGCCCAUAGUACAUCUUUGCUGUUGGAGAAAUUAUAUGGCACCGGCCUGAUCCCAACCAAACAGAACCUGGCUCUCACAGAGAAGGUUACAGCUUCUUCGUUCUGCAGGAGGCGGCUGCCCACCAUAAUGGUAAGCCUACGUAUGGCCCAGAACCUAAAGACCGCCAUCACAUUUAUUGAGCAGGGACAUGUGCGAGUAGGACCAGAGAUUGUCACAGACUCGGCCUUCCUUGUCACAAGAAAUAUGGAAGACUUUGUUACUUGGGUUGACUCUUCCAAGAUCAAACAGCAUGUCAUGAACUACAACGAAGAGAGGGAUGACUUUGAUCUUGUGGUGUAGACCUGUUAACCAGCGGCUCAUUCAUCAUCAUGGAGAGUGGAGGAAUGUGAAGAAGCUUGUAUGUUCAAGUAUGAACAGCUUUGGAUUUUUGAGAGUUGGUUUAGGGGGUUUGGGAAUGAAUAUCACAGAAAUAUUCAGAUUGCAUACAGUUAUGUAUAUAUGGUACAAAUCUGGAAAAGAAUGAAGUGGUUGAAUAUAUAAUUUAAUUGUCAACAGUUACAUUUUAUGUAAAUUUUGUAAACAAUAAACUUUUUGGUAUAAGAAA
Molecule: messenger RNA, 896 nt
Organism: Hypomesus transpacificus
Lineage: Eukaryota; Metazoa; Chordata; Actinopteri; Osmeriformes; Osmeridae
Gene: imp3
Product: IMP U3 small nucleolar ribonucleoprotein 3
Exons: 7
Coding region: 80-631 (183 amino acids)
Biological process (GO): rRNA processing
Cellular component (GO): Mpp10 complex; small-subunit processome; small ribosomal subunit
Molecular function (GO): snoRNA binding; rRNA binding; structural constituent of ribosome
Source: RefSeq, a predicted model, not a curated record